AUGCCUCUGUGCAGGGCUUUAGUGGGGUUAUGGUGCAUUUUGAUGGCACUACCCCGGACACUAAGCCUAUCGUCAAGGGAUAGUUUAGGGAGAGAGACUGGACAAGCUUCUAAGGAGUAUUUUGAUUCGUUUUAUGUGGAAAGAGUGGUGGAAUUGGUACCAAGAUCUAUGAGCAAACGAAGUGUCAAUUCUAAUCAAAAUUCGUGGUUCAAUGAAAAAGAAAAAUUGAUAAUAAAUGGUUUGGGGAAAAAAUUUGUGUUGAUUUUAUCUCGUUCUAAGGAAUUUAUAGCACCAGGAUUUGUGGUGCAGCGAAUGACAGAUAAUACGACUUUUAUUGAGGAAUUUAAAGAUGGGGGUAUAUAUUCCAAGUGUUUUUACUCUGGAACUGUACAUGAUAACAUUCAUUCUGUGGCAACUCUGAGUCUCUGUGGAGCAUUGAGCAAGUUGCCAUUACAUAUAGUGUGUAUAGGUGGUGCUAUUGCACGCAAUCUCAGUAACAGUAUCUACCAUGAAAUGUACCUCUCUCGCGGUACCUAG
This is a messenger RNA of Lottia gigantea (owl limpet), 537 nucleotides long. RefSeq lists its product as hypothetical. NCBI's taxonomy places the organism in Eukaryota, Metazoa, Mollusca, Gastropoda, Lottiidae. The transcript has 3 exons. The record is from RefSeq and is a predicted model, not a curated record. Bases 1 to 537 code for a protein of 178 amino acids.